AUGUCAAAAGAAAGUGAGCAGUUUUCCACUGAGAUUGAGCAGAGAAGUGUUGAGAACUCUGGCUCCCUUUCUUUCUCUGUGCGAGUACGGCCAAGGCUGCCAGAUUUUCUUAGUUCAGUUAAUCUAAAAUAUGUGAAAUUGGGUUAUGGCUGCCUCAUUAGCCAUCGCUUGUACUUACUGCUGGCACCACCUCUGCUUGCAGCCUUUAUUGCUCGUGUUGGAAAGUUUACUUGGCAUGAUCUCUAUGAGAAAUAUGGCCUCAUUGAGGUUCUAUUUAUAUCAGCACUUUUGUUCCUACUGCUGUAUUUUUAUACUGACUUGAUACCCGGCUCUACCUAUUUGCUUGAUUUCUCAUGCUUUCGCCCCUCAGAUGAAUACAAGAUCUCUAAGGCUGAGUUCAUUGAGCUAGCAAAAAAAUCUGGGAAUUUCAAUGAUACUUCCAUCGAGUUUCAAGAACGAGUUCUUAAGAAAUCUGGAAUAGGUGACGAGACCUACCUACCAAAAGGAGUUUUUCGCCCUGGUUACAGAAACUCACUGAACGAUGGCAGACAAGAGGUAUCCAUGGUGAUGUUUGGGGCAAUUACUGACCUUCUUGCUGCCACAAAAGUAAAACCAAAGGACAUCAAAAUUCUGAUAGUAAACUGUGGAAUACUAAACACCACCCCAUCACUGUCCUCAAUGGUAGUAAACCAUUUCAAGCUUAGGCAUGACAUCCACAGCUUCAACCUUGGUGGGAUGGGUUGUGGUGCUGGAAUCACAGCCAUUGAUCUUGCUAAAGACCUUCUGGAUGCCUAUCCAAGAACUUAUGCACUUGUAGUUAGCACAGAAGCUGUGAGCUCUACAUGGUACAGUGGAAAUGACAUUCACAUGCAGCUGCCCAAUUGCUUCUUCAGAAUGGGGGCUGCAGCCAUCAUGCUCUCAAAUUUUCCCCUAGAUAGAUGGCGCGCCAAGUAUGAACUCAAACAGCUGGUCCGAACUCACAAAGGGAUGGAUAACAGAAGCUACAAAAGCAUACAUCAAAGGGAAGAUAGUGAAGGGAGGAAGGGGCUUUAUGUGAGCAAAGAUGUCAUUGAGGUUGGAGGCCAUGCACUAAAGGCCAACAUAACCACACUAGGGCCACUGGUGCUACCUGUUUCAGAGCAGCUUCACUUCUUCACCAACUUGAUCUUCAAGAAAAAGAAAGCCAAGCCAUACAUUCCGGAUUACAAGCUGGCAUUCGAGCACAUGUGCAUUCUGGCAACGAGCAAGAAAGUACUGGAUGAGAUUCAGAAGAACUUGGAGCUCACAGAGGAGUACAUGGAAGCCUCAAGGAAGACAUUGGAGCGAUUUGGCAACACAUCAAGCAGCAGCACUUGGUAUGAACUGGCUUACCUUGAGUUGAACUCAAGGAUCAAAAGGGGUGAUCGGGUUUGCCAAAUAGCUUGUGGGGCAGGAUUCAUGUGCAACAGUGUUGUUUGGAAGGCCCUUAGGAAUGUUAGGAAACCGAAGCACAGUCCUUGGAUUUAA
This is a messenger RNA of Sphenostylis stenocarpa, 1506 nucleotides long. Lineage: Eukaryota; Viridiplantae; Streptophyta; Magnoliopsida; Fabales; Fabaceae. The record is from the annotation of a GenBank genome assembly.